Messenger RNA from Eimeria mitis, 480 nucleotides. RefSeq names its product ribosomal protein L21, putative. NCBI's taxonomy places the organism in Eukaryota, Apicomplexa, Conoidasida, Eucoccidiorida, Eimeriidae. Gene Ontology annotation, cellular component: ribosome; mitochondrial large ribosomal subunit. The coding region runs from base 1 to 480 and encodes 159 amino acids. The transcript has 3 exons. The record is from RefSeq and is a predicted model, not a curated record. Gene Ontology annotation, molecular function: structural constituent of ribosome; RNA binding. Gene Ontology annotation, biological process: translation.
AUGGAGGUGGGGCGUUUCUAUGAUGUUAAUAGAAUAAAACAAAAAGAAGGGGGCUUGCUGCUGCUGCUGCGGGUGCUGCUGCUGCAGCAAAAGGACGGGCCCACUCUCGUUGGGCAGCCCUUCCUUGAACAUAUACGCGUGCGAGCUCGCGUGCUGCAGCACUUUCGGGGCCCGAAGCUGCACCUGGGUAAACACCGGCGGAAGAAGUGGAGAAAGAUGUGGGGCCACCGCCAGGCGAUGAGCCGUCUGCACAUAGAAGCCAUAGAAAACCUCGCAGCAGCAAACGAGCUGCAGCAGCAGCAGCAGCAGCAGCAGCUGCAGCAGCAGCAGCAGCAGGAUUCUCUCGUUUCUGCUCUACUCCAACAGAACCACGGCAGCAGUAGCAGUAUCAGCAGCAGCAGCAGCAGCAGCAGCAGCAGCAGCAGCAGCAGCAGCAGCAGCACCAACACGUUUAACCUCACUAUAUGCAUGCCCAUGUAA